CUGUUUAAAAAAAAACCACCUAAAUUAGGAGCUACAAAAAUGCUCUUUACCCCCAAUUUUCUAUGGUGUUAAUCGCACCUGACCUUAGGUCUUUAUUUCUCAGCGCGGCAACGCGAUCAGUGCAGUCUUCGUUUAUCAGUAAUGGUUUGAGUGCUCCGGUGGUUGGCUUAGUACCUCAAAUCCGUCAUAUACUGCUCCAAUGCUCUAUUACAAGUCUACAUUUCUAUCUUGACAUUCUACACAAGAUUCUCUUACCGGAAAUCGUCGCCACAGCUUAUUAAUCUCAUUGGCUGUAAAGAGUUGCAUGCACGGAUUAAGAGCCGGUCACAUAUGCACGGCGCUUCCGGAAUUGGGAAAAGGCAAUUCUUGGAGUGAUGGCUUCUAUCGCUGCAAACUCGGCAACAUGGCCAACACCUACAUCGGGCAGCCCGCUACCAAUAAACGGCGUAGUCAACGGCAAUUCAGGUGGGCUCAGUGCUCAUGAGCAGAACGCGUCUCCAAUAUCGCAACAGCCACCACCACCGCCGCCCGCCCUUCCGGUUCCGAGUAUAGGAUCCGCAUCCCCGGCCACACCGUUGCAAACACUACCACCCUUGGCUUUGCAAACGCAAAUCAGUACUCAUGCGCCUCCACAACCACCUCUCUCUGUAGAUGGAAUUGGGUCGCCUACUUGUGACCACCAUCGAGUACUUCCAAAGUUUACUGAGGACAACUCCAGACUUACACAUGCUGUGCAGCAGUCUGUCCCGGAAGCCGUUAGAAGAGUAGUGAGAGACAAUUGGCAGAAGACUUUACUGGGUACAGAAUUCCACCAAGCCUUUGUGAUGAAUGCCGUUAUCCAUCACGCGAAUGGUUUAAUCUUCAAACGCGCAAUCAAAGACUUUGGCCAUAAAAUGGUUUCAGAAUCAAAGCACGAAGUCAUCGAGCACUUCGCUGCCAAAGAUCUAGAUGAUGUCGCCGAUAUCAUCUUGGAUAAGGCAAGUGACGAAUUUCUGGACAAGGCCCUUGAAAAACGAUUGGGGACUAUUGAUGCGCGGUCUCUGAUAAAUGCGUUGGCUCGUGCUGAACGACUAGGCUAUGAGAAUAGUGAUGCAAUGGAUGUGGCGAGACCUGAUCCCUCGCCAACAAGGGCUGAGCCAUUUCCUUCUGCCUCAAGUCCCGGAUUACAAGCACCAUAUCAACGACUAGCCCCUCAACCCGUAUCAACAGGGUCUAAUGCAAGUCAAGAGAGACGGGGAGGUCUUCACCGACCAAUCGCUCCGGACUUGCAAUGUCGCCUAUGCUGGCGCAAAUUCAGUGCACCAGCACCUUAUGAAUAUCAUGUCAAGAAGCAACUUUGUACCAAGACACCUCCUACUUCAGCCGGCUUUGACUUUUCAUGUGAGCACUGCGGUGCCGGAUUCAUUACCCACGUGGGUCAACAAUAUCAUUCCGCAAACAAAGUGUGUGGGCACCAUGGUAUCGCUGCUGCAACACCCAAGGACGAUGUUAUUACGGCGAACACCCCCGUAGUAGCUUCAGGUCGAAACAGCCCAGCGAUGCUUGUCUCUUCCACAAUGCAGACACCACAGAGAACUCUACAAGUGACAAAUCCUGUACCUGUGUCCACGGGGACACUGCCAGUUCCUGAGACCGCUCACCAGUACAAUCAUACCACGGCGCAAACACCGAGAGCUCCACCUCCGCCUCCACCUCCGCCAUCGUCUGCUGGCGCAUUCUCUGACGAUCCGUACGCACAUUUGACUCCUCAGACUCGUGCAAGACUAGACGAUGAGCUUCUUGCUGCAGAACAAUCUUAUGCACCUCGCUUCAAAGCACUCGAGGCAGUCGCGGAUCUCAAGGAGCGCAAAGACAAGAUGGACGGUCUACAGAACAGCUUCAGCACUAAGCAGAGCAUCAUUCGGAAGAAAUAUGGCGUUAGACUACGUAAACGUCGUACCGCUGCAGAAAUUGACGCAGAGCGUAUCCGUAUUCAACAAUGGGGCAGCACGCCCAGCGGUAAGCGUCAACGGAUUGACUCGGGGGCUGGAAGUCCUGCAGUAUGGCGUGUUACUCAACAACAACCUCCGAGUCCGACACCUCCGGCCUCGACAACGCCCCCAGCUGUUCGAGUUCCGCUUAGCAACCAAACGCCAGUGGCUGACAUGAGCUCGGCGGAACUGAGAGACAUAAGCGCAACAGCGGCUACGACGGAUUUUACUAUUGCGAGUUCGGAAAAUACCAUACCACGCGCUCCAGCGCCUGGCCGCAGUCUCUCAUCGAUGCAGCGGAGUGGUUACCGAAUCAGCACACACAACUCACGACAUUCCGUGUCAGCGGAGCAGACCCCAGAACCGGAAGAGCAAGAACCGCCGGCUGUCAGAUCAGACGUGGCCAUUGAUCCACCAACUGAGUCACAGACACCUUCGAUGCAGCCUCCAAAGCGCAAUGGCUCAGCGACUGAGCCUUUUGUUCUCGAUGAGUCGAGUUCGGAGGAUUCCGAUUCCGAUGAGGAUAUACCCGCACAUGUUCCGCCCAGUCGGCCUGCCAGCAACUAGCCUCUAACAAGCAGUCGAGCAUUUUACGGCUAUCGUUCAUGAAUCACUAUACUGAGCCGGCGUCAAGGAUGGUGAAGCACAAGUCAGCACGUUCGUACUGGGUUGAAUACGGAUGAAUUGUUGGAUAUUCCGAUUUGUGCUUCAG
This is a messenger RNA of Truncatella angustata, 2682 nucleotides long. RefSeq lists its product as uncharacterized. Lineage: Eukaryota; Fungi; Ascomycota; Sordariomycetes; Amphisphaeriales; Sporocadaceae. The record is from RefSeq and is a predicted model, not a curated record. The transcript has 5 exons. Bases 375 to 2537 code for a protein of 720 amino acids.